Molecule: messenger RNA, 843 nt
Organism: Saccoglossus kowalevskii
Lineage: Eukaryota; Metazoa; Hemichordata; Enteropneusta; Harrimaniidae
Biological process (GO): cilium movement; outer dynein arm assembly
Cellular component (GO): outer dynein arm
Molecular function (GO): dynein heavy chain binding; dynein light chain binding
Source: RefSeq, a predicted model, not a curated record
AUGGCCACGACCACUUAUAUUUAGCUUCGAAGAAAAACGUUAACAAACUUAUAUACGAUCAGUGAUGUUUUGAUAAUCUCGCUGAUCAUCAGUCGGAAUCUGAAGAUAGCGGACAGAUAUCUUAUUGUUCAUAAGAUAUUUUGCGAAAAUGUAGAACACAGGCUCGUACAACCAGAUAUCCAGCCAAUGAGAAUGUUUCUGUCAAGUGAUUCACGGGACAAAACUCUCCUGGAGUUGGAGAAGAAGAAACUUGACUCACUGCAAAGACAAGCACAGACAUUGAAGGCACUCCGGGAUAGAACACAAGAAGUCGAAGAUGAAAGAAAGAAAAAAGAAGAAGAAAUUUUGGGGAGACUCAAUGGUUCAUUAUUAAAAAGAGAAAUAAAAGAUUGGUAUGGGCCAGAAGCAAAGACUAACACAGUCAUUAACUAUAGUUUACCAAAGACAUUGCCACCACCAGCUACUUAUCAUAGACCAGCUGUUAAACCAAGACUAUUGGAUGAUGUGUUAGCGAGGAGAAGGCAGGAACAUGAAAGAAAACAAGCUGACAUUCAUGAUAAUAUAAAAUCACUCAAUGCUGAAAAAGUUAGGAUAUUGAGAGAGAAAGAAAGACUUCAAGAUAAAAGAAGAGAAUUAAGGAAUCCAUCACCGUAUUCUGUAUUAGAACCAUUCCACUUUCCAUCUCGUCCACCAUCACAGAGGACUGACUCUGCAAUGUCAGAGAGGAGUGCAUGGCUUCCAUCGCAUAGAACACUAGAGAGUGUACAUAGUGCUAGGUCCAUAAUAGAAAAGGCAAGACUAGAUUUAACACCCAUGCAGUUACAACUCAGGACAAUCAAGUGA